Messenger RNA from Lottia gigantea (owl limpet), 301 nucleotides. RefSeq lists its product as hypothetical. NCBI's taxonomy places the organism in Eukaryota, Metazoa, Mollusca, Gastropoda, Lottiidae. The transcript is spliced from 2 exons. The annotation marks the transcript as partial. The record is from RefSeq and is a predicted model, not a curated record.
AUGAAGUUGUUCAGUUUUUUAAUCGGCAUUUUGAUUAUUUUGGGUUUGAUUUUCUCAUUACUUUAUGAUUCUUUGAACCCCGACAAAGAAUACGAUUCAGAUGACAACACACCGCCGUAUCAAUUUGACCCUGAUAAAACUGGACACAGUCUGAAUGACAAACUGGAGAAUCUGUUCUGGUUUGUUCAGAUUUCUGAUCUCCACAUCAGUAAAUAUAAAGAUUUGAAGAGAGGACCUGAUUUAGUUCAUUUAUGUAAAACACAUUUAAGUGUUAUAAAGCCAGAAAUCGUCAUUACAUCAG